Molecule: messenger RNA, 1005 nt
Organism: Aspergillus mulundensis
Lineage: Eukaryota; Fungi; Ascomycota; Eurotiomycetes; Eurotiales; Aspergillaceae
Product: TatD family hydrolase
Exons: 2
Coding region: 1-1005 (334 amino acids)
Cellular component (GO): cytosol
Molecular function (GO): 3'-5'-DNA exonuclease activity
Source: RefSeq, a predicted model, not a curated record
AUGGAUUCAAAGGUGUCUGACUCAUACCUUCGCUAUGCAGAUGUCGCUGUCACAUUCACAGCUGAUCAAUUCAAGGGCAUCUACCGUGGGGGCAAGGUCUACCACGAGCCUGAUAUCCCGCACGUCAUACAACGUGCAAAGGAGUAUGGCUGUGAGAAGAUGAUAUUAACGACCAUGUCUCUCCCCCUCGCGCAUGAAAACCUGCAAUUCGUACGCCAAUUCCCGGAGACAUGCACCAUGACGCUUGGCGUCCACCCUUACCAUGCAAAAGAGAUAUACACCUCUUCUGAAUCUCCAGACUCCGCCGAGUGUACUACCGACAAUGGCACCAAAUACCUAAAAGAACUCCGAGACCUUGCCAACACGCUUCUAGCGGAGCAGAGCGGUGCAUUCGGGUCCCCGCUUGUCGCAUUUGGCGAGAUAGGUCUGGAUUACGAGUACCUCAGCCGCUCGGACAAGACUUCGCAGCAGCGCGCUUUUCGGGAUCAACUGGCCAUUGCGGUUGAACUUCAGCUGCCUCUUUUUCUGCACGUGCGGGACUCUUGUGCUGACUUCACCUCGAUCAUUGAACCCUUUCUGGCAGACCUCCCGCGUCGAGGACUCGUUCAUUCCUUUGCUGGUACAAAGGAGGAAAUGCUCCAAUUAGUUGCUCUCGGGUUCGAUAUCAGCGUGAAUGGAGUGUGCUUCCGCACGGAGGAGCAACUCGAGAUGGUUCGGUGUAUCCCUCUAAACAAGUUACAGCUGGAGACUGAUGCGCCGUGGUGUGAAAUUUUGGAAGAUAAUGAGCGAAUUAAACACUAUUUGGAGGGUGCGAGGGCGCUCCCGCCCAGUAGGAAACAUGGAAAGUUUCGGGUUGGCGAAAUGGUCAAGGGGAGGAAUGAGAGCUGUACAAUUGAGAGAGUCGCCAUGGUUGUUGCGGGGCUGCAGAAGAUUGGAGUUGAAGAGGUUGCCAGGGCUGCUUGGGAGAACAGUAUUAGGAUGUUUGGAUUGGGAGUAAAAUCUUAG